AUGUCAGUCAAUAUUCAAAUGAUUCAUAUCCACUAUCGAGGCAAGUUCCUCUCGCUUCUAGACUCGGACGAUUCUACACCAUUGUACACCGUAAAAGUCUGUCGCGAAAUGCCUCAGGUCCAACUGAUGAGGCGUCAAAACAGUGAUGUUUCUAGCAAUGAGGACCAUACAGACAGUCUGUCAGGUCUGUGCACAUCAUCAUUCAAAAAGCUGAGUAUGGAAGUAACGCUCUCCAUUCGCGGCCAUCGGGUCCUGCUUCGCCGACCGGACAUCCUUUCGCGCACUUAUCGCUUUGAAGGCCUUUCUAUGCCCGAUACUGUUCUGCAGUGGGAGGCUGAUGGGGCCCUGACGGGGGAUUUCAAGCUUGUCAAUACGUGCGACUGUCAAGUACUUUGCCGAUUCCACAAUAAGGUGUUUUCGGUUGCGGAGGUGGGAUCUUUUGAGAUGAUUGGGAUGCUAUCUGAAGAGCUCAAAGAGGAGAUCGUUAUCAGUGGGCUGGCAGUAUUGGUUAUGCUGCAGAGUCUGAAUUUGGCGGGUAUGGUUCUAAUGGGGAAUCCUUGA
Molecule: messenger RNA, 561 nt
Organism: Penicillium cataractarum
Lineage: Eukaryota; Fungi; Ascomycota; Eurotiomycetes; Eurotiales; Aspergillaceae
Exons: 1
Coding region: 1-561 (186 amino acids)
Source: RefSeq, a predicted model, not a curated record